CACAACAAAGAGCAAGCUGCUCGUGUUAGGGAAGGACUGUCUUUGGGUGCGUGUAUGUGUGCGCGCGCGUGUGUGUGCGUCUUUUUUUCCCCAGCUCGGUUGCGGAUUUGCUGGCCGGUGACAUGCCUCCCCCUGCCUGGCUCCUUAUAGCCCCGGGGCGGCAGGAAUUCUGGCCGAGUGGUACGGACAUCGCCGAUAGAGACCGCAAACACGGAGCAUUCCCUUUUAACACGGUCUUAUGACUGAGGGCUCGCUCAAUCAAGCAGUUACUCAAAGAGCGCACAGGAGUACGAAACAGUGACAGGAGAGCUGACAGGGACGUCAGGCUACAUGCAAAUACGUUGACCUGUGACACAGACUGGACUUUAACGGUUACAGAGGAUCAGUUGUAGUGACUAAUUCUGGAGGAACCCCUCAUUACAUCAUCAACAGCCGGCCUUUGACCCUUCGUCGCUGAGACCAUGUGUCGUCUGUCGAUGACCUCGCUCCUCGCCUGUCUCUGGUUGAUGACGGGGAGUUGCCAGGGCAACGGCAGCCUCCAGGACAGCAUGAACCAGCUGCACACAGAGUUUGCCGUCAGCCUCUACCAAAGGCUCACUGAGACGGAGAACAAGUCCAACCUGAUCGUGUCUCCCGUGAGCGUGUCUCUGUCCCUGGGCCUGCUGCAGCUGGGCGCACGCCGCAAUACCUUGGCUCAGCUGGAGGCGGGGCUAGGCUACAACGCCAACGAUGUGCACGUGCAGAACUUCCUGUUGCGGUCGCAGGGGGACGUGGGUAAUUCCAGUCAGGGGGUGCGGCUACGUCACUCCUGCUCCUUAUUCGUCCAAAGCGGCGUCCAACUGCUGACCGAGUUUACCCAGCAUGCAUCAGCCUGGGGCAACAGCAGUCUGGCCCGGGCCAACUUCAGCCAGCCCAACCACACCCUCAGCCAGCUGGACCAGUGGGAACCAAACCAUGGCAACGACGAGACGCUACCCUUUCAGCCUGGUGAGUCCAGGGAGCUGUCGGGCUCGGGCGAGGCCCAGGGCGAGGCCUCCUGGUGGGGUCAGCGACCGCAGAUGGCCCUGGUCACCAAGGUGGCCUUCCAGGGCGUGUGGCAGAAGCAGUUCCUCUUCACCGACACCCAGAACCUUCCCUUCACCCUGUCGGACGGCAGCGCAGUCAAGGUGCCCAUGAUGUACCAGGCCACCGAGGUCAACUUUGGUCAGUUCCGCACCACGGCAGAGCAGCGCUACACGGUUCUGGAGCUGCCGUACCUGGGCCGUGCUCUCAGCCUGCUGGUGGCGCUGCCCAGCGACAGGAAGAGCCCGCUCUCCUCGCUGGAGAGCCACAUCACAGCCCGCAGCGUCGCUGCCUGGGACACGGGCCUCCGCAGGACCAAGAUGGACGUCUUCCUGCCCAGGUUCAGAAUGCAGAACAGGUUCGACCUGCGCUCUGUGCUUCCCUCCAUGGGGAUCAGCGAUGCGUUCAACCCCCUGGCAGCUGACUUCAGUGGGAUGGCAGUUGAAGAGGGUCUUUACGUGUCGGAUGCGUUCCACGAGGCCAGGAUAGAGGUCACUGAGGAUGGGACUAAGGCUUCUGCAGUGACUGCCAUGGUGCUGCUCAAACGCUCUCGUGCUCCCGUCUUCAAAGCCGACCGGCCGUUCUUCUUCCUGCUGCGACAAGUCAGCACAGGAUCCAUCUUGUUCAUGGGACGUGUUGUAAAUCCUGCUGAUCAGGCACCCUAGGACCCAGGACUGUCACCAUACCCUGAAACUUCCCUCAAUCUCUCUCUCUCUCUCUCUCUCUUACACCCACACACCCACCCUGACCUGCCUGAACCCACUACCAGUAUUUAUUGGGGACCAACAGGAGGGUACACAGACACUUCAGGAAGAAGAACAUAAUUUUUUGUACAUAUCUGUAAAUAAAUCUUUUUUAAUACAUCUGUUGUUUUUACACCUAAAGUGUUUUGGUCAUUUCUUUCACCGCCUUUAGGAAAUAGUGCCGCCUUAGCAAAGGCAAAUGAACUAUGGUUUUAAAACAAGCUUUUUUCCUACAUAUUUCUGGAGCUACCCUUGUAUUCGGUCAUCGUUAUAAUGACGCACUCUGCUGUCACUCCACCAAUGAAUGCAAAACUGUCGUGUCACACAAGUGAAGGAGAUAUUUACAGAAUGUUUCACUUUUAUUUACAUGGCCCUUCACAGUGUAAAAUAGAAACUUUAUUCAUGGAAAUACUUACAAAAAGGCCUUCCACUGAACAUUCUCUUUAAAUAGUUCUCUAAAUGUAUUUACAUCUAUACAGCGUAUUCAAAAUACUGUCUUUUGGUAUAACCCCCCGAUCAAAAACAACAAGACAAGUAUGGCAAAGAUUUGGUCCCUGUCUAAACGAUGGGGGGAGAGGAGAGAGCGAGAUGAUGAGAGGGUAACAGUAUCAAAUGUUAGGCAGGUACCUGAACAUAAGACCACUUGAGACCACUGUCCUUCUAGAACACUCCAGAGAGAUGCUUUCAGCACAACAGAUAUGUUCAAUGUAACAAUGAGGCCAUCCUCUAUGGGACAGGGGAACACUGGACUAGUCUAACAGUGUUAUUGCAAACCAUUCUGCUAGUGAGUUCCUGAGCUAUGUUUCCCUGUGUGGAGCAGACUUGACAGUGACACAGCAUCCUGUCAAUCGAACGGUCACAGAAAUAGGGUUUAUGUUUUGUUCGAGGAGUAACUAAACCGUUUAAACUUGUGACUGUGAAAGAAAAGAAGAAUGAGGUUAACUGAAACAGAGGGACUUUUGAUAUGAUUUCAGAGACCAGUAAGAUUUACUGGUUCUUAUUGGUAAACAUCACAGGAGUGUUUCAAUUGGUGGAGUGUUUAAAAAGUAGCAACCAAGGUUAACUUGUAAAAGGAACUCUGCUGGAAAAAGGCAGUUGUUGCCCAGAAAAUGAAAAGGUAGAAGAAGAACAGA
This is a messenger RNA of Hypomesus transpacificus, 2938 nucleotides long. RefSeq names its product serpin peptidase inhibitor, clade E (nexin, plasminogen activator inhibitor type 1), member 3 (gene serpine3). Gene Ontology annotation, biological process: negative regulation of endopeptidase activity. NCBI's taxonomy places the organism in Eukaryota, Metazoa, Chordata, Actinopteri, Osmeriformes, Osmeridae. Gene Ontology annotation, molecular function: serine-type endopeptidase inhibitor activity. The record is from RefSeq and is a predicted model, not a curated record. The coding region runs from base 462 to 1727 and encodes 421 amino acids. The transcript is spliced from 9 exons.